This is a messenger RNA of Meloidogyne enterolobii, 396 nucleotides long. The record is from the annotation of a GenBank genome assembly. Lineage: Eukaryota; Metazoa; Nematoda; Chromadorea; Rhabditida; Meloidogynidae.
GGAAUUCAGAGAGGUAUAAUGGUAUCAACAGAUAAAUUACGAAAAAAUAGUAGUCAAAGUUAUGAGAACGGGCAUAUUUUUGAACGCGAUAGACAAUUAAUGGAUAGUUUUAUUUAUACAAUUUUGAUGUUUAGGCAAUGUAUUAUGUUGGAAGACUUUUUCGAAUUGUUGAUGGCUCUUUGUGGACAAAAAUGUGCAAAACUUUUUGCUUCACAUGAACAGCUUCUUGAAUUUGUAAAAGAGAGGUGUAAGACAAAAGUAAAAAUUGAGGAAAAGGGAAGUCGGGUAUUUUUGUCUUGGGCUGAAGCUAAUGAUGGAUCGAAAAGACUGCAUGAUCAAUUAGUCAUAAUUGGAAAGCGAGUUUGCUCGGAAAGUGCACCCCAAAAAGGAUGUUAG